This is a messenger RNA of Apis cerana (Asiatic honeybee), 4554 nucleotides long. RefSeq names its product peroxisomal biogenesis factor 3. Gene Ontology annotation, biological process: protein import into peroxisome membrane. Lineage: Eukaryota; Metazoa; Arthropoda; Insecta; Hymenoptera; Apidae. Gene Ontology annotation, cellular component: peroxisomal membrane. Gene Ontology annotation, molecular function: protein binding; protein-macromolecule adaptor activity. The record is from RefSeq and is a predicted model, not a curated record.
AUAUACAAGUCUUCAGUGAGAAAGCAAAAGUGAAUAAUUUCAGGUUAGUUUAUGAAUAUUUCUUUAUAAAUUAUUAUAACUAUAUGAAUUAAAAUAAUUUCUAAUUGAUAAACUUCUGAAAUUUUAAAACUUUCUUUAAAAUAAUAUAUGUCAUCAAAUAUUGUGAAAUAAAAAAUAAGAAAAUACCGAUUAGUUAUUAUGUUUUAUAUGAGAUUGAUAGUAAAGUUAACUGAUGAUUUGCUAUUAACUAUGCAGUUAUCAACUUACAACUAUUAGUUGAAACAACUGAUAAUUUCUUGAAUUCAAAUAAUUGAAAUUAUAUUGUACAAUUGUGUAUACAAGAGAGUUCUUCAAUAAGUAUUAGUUUUAUUGCACAAAUUGAAAAAUAUAGUGUUUUAAUAUAUUUUAUAGAAAUGAAUAUAUAACAUGUUAUUUAAUCAAGAUAUCUUCAUAAUCAAACUGAAAUAAAUAUACUGUUACUAUUAUUAAAGUAUAUUUGAUAUUGAAAGAUAAAAGAAAAAAAGAAAAAGAGAAAUUUUUCAUCUUGGAUGCUAAAAAAGGACUUAUUUAUCAAUAAGACCCCUUACUUUAAACAUUAAAAUAAUAGGGAUAAAAUAAUAGGGUUAGAUUAAAAAACAUUAAUAAGAAAUAAUUGGAUAUUUAUAAGAAUUAUAUUUUAUUCCUUUGGUAACAAGAAUAAAAAGACCAACAUAAUAUAAAUUAUGAUGUAAGUCAAAUUUUAUAUAGUUAAUGUAAAAAAAAAAUGUUUUCAAGACUUCGUGGAUUUGUGAAUCGUCAUAGACGAAAGUUUAUAGUGGGAGGUAUUGUUGUUGGUAGUAUUAUUUUUAUCAGAUAUACAGCACGUAGGCUUCGAGAAUGGCAAGAGAAAGAAAUAAAAGAUAUGCUGGACAGAUCAAAACGUCGGCAAUAUUUUGAAUGUAAUGAAAGAACAUGCAGUCAGAUGAUAGUAUCUCUCACAUCAACUUUAAGAGAUUCUAUAGUAAAAGUUUUGGAUACUAAUACUAUUGUAAAUAAGCUCAGAAAUGGUUGUCCUGAUAAAAUAGCAUGUUGGAAUGAAUUAAAAAUUUUAGCAAUUGCUAGGUCUGCUGUAGUAGUUUAUUCAUAUGCUAUGUUGGCAACUUUAAUAAGAAUUCAAUUUAAUGUAAUGGGUGGUCAUGUAUACAAGGACAUUCAAAAUUCUAAUGGUACAACUACAGAAAAUAUUAUACAAACAAAAUAUAUGUCACUUUCACGUCAUUUUAUAUAUGAUGAAAUAAAAAAAUUGAGUUUACUUAUAAGAGAUAAAGUGGCAGAAAUAACAGCAUCAAUAUCUUUGAAAGAUGAAUUAACUUUAAGAGAUAUAGAAGAAAUAUAUUGGGCUUUAACAUCUUCUAUUUCUGCAGAUAGUUCAAAGAAUCCUAUAAAAAAUCUUGCUGAAUAUAUGCUAUUAUCAAAUUGUGAGGAAGAACAAUCACCUAUAUUAUUAAAAUUAUUCAAUGAAACAUUGGAUCUUUUGGAAACUGAAGAAGUACAAAAUUUAACACAAAGUAAUAUUAGAAAUGGAUUUAGUUUAUUAGUGGAUCACAUAUCUGCAUUCUUUGUUGGUUCUCCUAUAAUAGAAAACAGUAAAACUGCUCAAAAUGGUAUUUCAGUGCCAGGAACAUCAAAUCAAAAUAGCAUAAGCAUGAAAUAUGAUUCAAAUAUAUUUACAAAUAUUAAUAAAGUAUCAAUGCCAAUGGCUAAAUUAAUACCAAUUAUAAAUGGACAAGUACCAGAUAAAUCAACAUCAAGAGAUUUUCAAAAUGAUUUAUUACAACGUCUUAUAACAAAUAAUGAACUUAAAGCACUUGGAGCAAAUAUAUAUGAAGCAUUUAGUAUUUAAAUUUAAGAAUUUAAAUAUUCAUAAUAUCAGAUAUUAUAUGUAAAAGUGAUUAAAAUAAUUGUUUAACAAAUUAUACUUGAUAAAUAUAAUUAUAAAUAUUUUUGUUUAAAUAUAUUUUUAUUUUAAAUAAAAAUAUAUAAAUCUUUUAUAUAAUAUGAAAAGAAUUCUUAUAUAUGUAUAUUACUCAAAUUGCGAGGAAAGGUACUGAUAUUUUACUCUUUUAUUAUAUGUAAAAUGUUUUAUGGAUAAGGUAUUAUAACGGGUUUUAUUAUAUAUGAUUAUGUAUACAAUACAUAAACAAAAUUGUAAAAUUUAAUUAUUUUUUAAUUAUUUUAUUAUAAUAAUGUAUUUCUAUAUAAUUGAAAAUUAUAUAGAAUUUUCAUUAUAUAAUAUAAAAACAGAAUUGUAAAAAUUCCUUAAUUAUUUCGUUAUGAUAUUAUAUACAAAAAAUUAUAAUAUAUUUUUAUUUUUCAAAUAAAUUUUUUUUAUUUUAUUUUCUUUUUUUAUAGCAAUUUUCUUAAAAAUAACGAAUGUUUAUAAAUAAUUUAAUAUUGAAAUAAAUGUAAUUUUUGACUUCUAUAAAUUACUAUUUUAUUUAUACUUAAUAAAGAUGAAAAACAAUUUAUUUAAAAAUACAUUAAAAAUUUAUAUUUAAAUAAUAUAUAAUGUAUAAAAUUAUAAAAUAAAAUUAACUUAAUGCAUUUGUAAUAUGAUUGCGCGCGCAAUAUAUAAAAAAAAGUUCUAGAAUUUGAUUGUCAGCAUCAACUUUUUCAGUGUGCCGCUCUUCUUGCGGGCGCAUGUAGAUAUUAGAAGUCGAUAGUAGUAAAAAUUUAUCUUAAUUUUAAUAUUUUUUUUAUAUUAUAAUCGGUUGGCAAAAUGUGGAAGUUUGUAACUCGUGGUAUUCGUGAAACUUUAGAACGUCGUGUAUGUCGUACAAAUGUUUAUUAUCAAACAUCUCAAGAUCCAAAUUCAAAAAAUGAGGUUAAAACAAGUUUGAUAUAUAAUCAUAAAUUUCUACCAUCAACUUUUUCCAUCUUUAAUAAAGAAUUUUGUGGCUCAACAAAAACUAGUGGUACAAAGGACAAAGAUCAUGAUUCCAAAUGGAAUACGAAAUAUACUUGGUCAGAAGCCAUAGGAUGGACAAGCGUAUUAGCUGUCGGAUGGGUAGUGUGUCAAACCUUAUGUCUUCAUAGAAGACUAUUUGAAAAAGAAAAAACUGAUUCUUUAAAAAAUAAAUUAUUACAAGUGCCAGAAACAUAUAAUUCUUACUUAUUUGAUCAAGUAUUAAAUUUAAAACCACAUGUUUUACCUCUUAUUAAUUGUAUUGGCAAUAGUAAAAUAUAUGCUCAAGAAAAUAAUGAAGAAGAAUGGAAAGCUGACAAGCCAUUCGGACCAAUUACUAAUGAAGAGGCUCUAAAAGAAGCCACUGAAGAAUUUGCUAAUACUCAUAAUUUUACUGUGGCUGAAUUUGAACUUCAUUAUGGUUUAAAAGCUGUAGAAGAGAGACGUUACAAGGAUGCUAUAAGACAUUUUACUGCUGGUGCAAAUUUAUCAUCUGCUGCUAGUAUGUUCAAUUUAGGACUUUGUUAUGAAUUAGGGCUUGGAACUUUGGUUGAUUAUGCACAAGCUGCAAAGUAUUAUAAUGAUGCAGCAGAACGAGGUCAUGCAGAUGCUACAUAUAACUUAGGAGUUUUUUAUGCUCAAGGUAGGGGUGGUUUUACAGUAGAUAUUGAUAGAGCUCGUAGUUAUUUUGUCAAAGCAGCAAAGUUAGGACAAAGCCAAGCGCAAUAUGCAUUAGAUUUAGAAAAACGUUAUUACCAAGCUAAGAAAAAAGAAACUGAUACAAUUCUUCCAGAUGAACAUAAAAAUAUGUUGCAAAGUAUGCGAAAUAAUAAAAAUAUGAAUUAUAUUCUUAAAAAACUAAUUAAUUAUAAUAGUACUUUAAAUAUCCAGUCACAAGAAAAUUUUUUAGAAAAUUCUGAUCAUAAACAAUCUGUAAUAGAAUAUAUAAAUCCUGUAAAGUUAAUUUCAAAUAUGUUUGAUUUAAACAAGCCAAAAAUGUUUAAUGUUUCUAUAGAAUCAAAUAAUUGUAAUGUAUCUUAUUAGGCUGUAGCAGAAUUAUUGAAUGUAAAAAUAUAAUAUUGUUUGUAUAUAGAUUAUAUAGAAUUUUUCAUAAUGUUUAUAUUAAUUAUAUCAUUAUGAAUUAUCAAAAUUAAAAAUUAAAAUAAAAAUUAAAAUUACUUAAUUAUAUAGCAGGAUCUAUUUAAGCAGUAUUUUUACAAAUUUAUUAUUUUAAUAUUUAUUUAAUAUAACAUUUUCUUAAGAGUUAUUUUAAGAUGUUCAUAAAAUAAAUUUUAUCAUCUUUGUAUUAUAUAAAAUAUAUAUAAAAAUAUCAUUUUUUUUCAUGUUAUGUAAAUUCAUAAUACAUUUUUAAAAAAAUAAUAUUAAAAAUAAUUUAAUUUGGUAAAAUAUUUAAUUAUAUAUUAUUAUAAAGAUAUAGAGUUUUUAAAGAAUGAUUUGAAUUUACAUAAUUUUAAGAAAUAAAAAUUAUUAUCUGUGAUGAACAUAUAAAUACAUUUAAAAUAUAUUAAUUAAGCUUAUUUUUUGUAGUAUAUAUAUAUAUAAAAUUUUUGAUUAAUUUUCUGAAUGUUCAAUAAAAGAAUGAAAUUUUA